CCGUCCGGAGCUCGAACUGUUUAGCGGGAAGCCGCUACUCCAGGUCGAGCUAACGGCGUCAACAAAACACUAAAGAAAGUGAGGAUUGAAUACGUUUUGUUACAGAACGUCACGACAUUAAGAAAGAGCCGAGGGACCAAAGUGCCUCCGGGCCAGAAGCUCGAGAGCCAGAUGGAGUCCACCAGUCCGUCUGCUGUGGACCAAGCCAGCUUCUUUGAAGGACUGGAGCGGAAUGACAGCAACCCUCUUCACAGCACUGCCUUGGAGGAGCACUUGGAUGUCCAGGAGGAGGGACAGUUGGACAAAAACCGAGGUCAAAGAGGAAAAAUUGCUCCUGUGGAAAAGCAGGGAGCUGCUGCGAAGAGAAAAGUCUCAGUAGGCGAGGAUGAGGAGAGGAAGAAGAAGAGCAGGACUGAUACAGGAGGGAAGGGAAGAGCCAGGCAACAAAAGGGAGCAGCACAAAGGCAGCCGGGCGAGACAGCGGAGAGGUCCAAAACGACCCAGUCCACGACCAGCCGGCGUCUGAGUGGGAAGAAGCCUGUUGCGAUGAGGAAGGCCCCGGGAAGGACGUCUGCUGGAAGACCGGCACAGAGGCAGCAGCUGGAGGAGGAGGGCGAGACGGCGAGCGAAUCAGCUGACGAGAGGACUUCAGAGUCUGAGGAGGAGUCUGACUCUGAUGGAGCUCGGAGGAAUCGCAGGAGGAACAGCAGGAAGCUCCCUUCCUCUGAUGAGGAAAAUGAUGAAGGCAGCGUUUGGCAUCCGAGUCCAGUGACGACUAAACGCCUGAGUAAACAGCUCAGUUUGGGAAGAAAGUCCUCAUCAGAUAAGACUAAAGAUGCCAGAGCUGUCGGCGGCCGGGGAGGAUCCCAGUUAGAGGUGGUGCUGGAUGCCGUGCUGGAUUUCUGCCAGCAGUACAGCGAGACGGUGGAGUCGGCGGGAGUCAGAGAGUCUGUCGGUUGUUUCGCCAACAACGUGAAGGCUCAUCUGGAGGAACAGAUCUCAUCUCUGAAGGACUUCCGGUCUUUGAAAAGAGAGAACAUAAAGGUAACAUUCAUGCUUCUGCAGCGUGACAUCCAGCAACUCCAGGUGGGCUCUCUGAUUCGAACGAAGACUCGGAGACUGUUGAACGCCAAACACGAGCUAACGAGGGCAGAGAGGCAGCUGUGGCUGCUGGAGAAGGAGAAAGCGGAGCUCCAGCAGAGACUAGUCGAUCUCAGAAGAGGCAGAGCGUUCCUCCGCGACGUCAGGGAGCUGACCACGCGUUACCUGGCCUACAGACGCAAGCACCCCGCUGAGAAAGAGACGUUUGGAGCAUCCAGUUUACCGGCUCUGUUGUUGGAAACAAAGCUGAUUCAGAGACCAGUUCAUCCUCCCAGUCAAGUCCAGGCUAAGAAGACGGCUCGCAAAUAAUGAGCAUUUUUUGUAUGUAACUAUAAUGUAAGAUAAACAUGUUCAAUAAAUGCGGCUUUUCAAUA
This is a messenger RNA of Poeciliopsis prolifica (blackstripe livebearer), 1475 nucleotides long. RefSeq names its product centromere protein U (gene cenpu). The transcript is spliced from 15 exons. The coding region runs from base 172 to 1410 and encodes 412 amino acids. Gene Ontology annotation, cellular component: nucleus. Lineage: Eukaryota; Metazoa; Chordata; Actinopteri; Cyprinodontiformes; Poeciliidae. The record is from RefSeq and is a predicted model, not a curated record.